GGGAACAUAGAUGGCUGGAGACAGAAUCUAGAGCCUUUAAGUAAUGUGGAGAUGUUUCCAACUCCAGGUUCCACUAGGCUGAUUCCCCCCUCCCACUUCCAACCUCGGCCCCUUUCAGCUCUGCCAAGAAUGGCUCCCGCCUGGGUCUCAAACAUUCCCCUGGUCCAUCAAGAUGUCUCAGAGAGGCAGCUAGACACCCAGAGACCUCAAGUGACCACGUGGGAACGGGAUAUUUCUGGUGAUAAGCAGGAGCCAGGGCGGAGAGGCAGGUCUCUGGAGCUGGUGGGGUCACAAGCCCUGAGCCAGCAGGCUGAGCUGAUCUCUCGGCAGCUGCAGGAGCUGCGGCGGCUUGAGGAAGAGGUCCGGGUCCUGCGGGAGACCUCACUGCAGCAGAAGAUGAGGCUGGAGUCCCAGGCCAUGGAGCUGGAGGCUCUGGCACAGGCAGAGAAGGCUGGCCGAGCUGAGACCGAGGGCCUGCGUGCUGCCUUGGCUGGGGCCGAGGUCAUCCGGAAGAACCUGGAAGAGGGGAGCCAGCGAGAGCUGGAGGAGGUUCAGAGGCUGCACCAAGAGCAGCUGGCCUCCUUGACACAGGCUCACCAGGAGGCUCUUUCUAGUUUGACCAAAAAGGCUGAGGGCUUGGAGCAGUCUCUGAAUUGUCUGGAAACCAAGAGGGCAGGGGAAGCUAAGGAGCUGGCUGUGGCGCAGAGGGAGGCCGAGCUGCUGCAGAAGCAGCUGAGCAAGACCCAAGAAGACUUGAAGGCUCAGGUGACGCUGUCUGAGAAUCUGAGAAAAUACGUGGGGGAACAAGUCCCUCCCGAAGAACAGAGCCAGGCCUGGGAACUGGAGCGGCAGGAGCUUCUGGAAACUGUGCAGCGCCUGCAGGAGGAUCGGGAUGGCCUGCACAACACCGCCGAGCUGCUGCAAGUGCGCGUGCAGAGCCUCAUGCACAUCCUCACCCUGCAGGAAGAGGAGCUGACCAGGAAGGUUCAGCCUUCCAACUCUAUGGAGCCCGAGUUUGCCAAGAAGUGCCAGUCUCUGCUGAGCCGCUGGCGGGAGAAGGUGUACGCCCUUCUGGUGCAGCUCAAGGCUCAGGAGCUGGAGCACAGAGACUACGUUAAGCAGCUGAAAGGACAGGUGGCUGAGCUCCAGGAACAAGUGACAGCCCAGAGCCAGGAGCAGGCCAUCCUGCAGCGCUCCCUGCAGGACAAAGCCGCGGAGGUGGAGGUGGAGCGGAUGGGCGCUAAGGCCCUGCAGGUGGAACUGAGCCAUGCCCAGGAGGCCAAGCGCAGGCGGCAGCAGCAGACAGUCUUGGCAGAGGAGCAGCUGAAGCUUGUGGCCAAUGCUGUCAGCAGCUCUCAGAUCUGGCUCCAGACCACUGUGGCUAAGGUGGAACAGGCUGCAUCCCAGCUUCCCAGCCUCAGCAACCGACUCAGCUAUGCCGUCCGCAAGGUCCACACCAUUCGGGGCCUGAUGGCUCGAAAACUGGCCCUUGCUCAGCUGCGCCAGGAGAGCUGCCCCCUGCCCCCACCUCCACCAGUCCCAGACAUGAGCCUGGAGUUGCAGCAGCUGCGGGAAGAACGGAACCACCUGGAUGCAGAACUGCAGCUGAGUGCCCACCUCAUCCAGCAGGAGGUGGGCCGGGCCCGGGAGCAAGGGGAGGCAGAGCGGCAGCAGCUGAGCAAGGUGGCCCAGCAGCUGGAGCAGGAGCUGCAGCGCACGCAGGAGUCCCUGGCUAGUGUGGGACUGCAGCUGGAAGCGGCUCGCCAGAGCCAGCAGGAGAGCACUGAGGAGGCUGCCAGUCUCCGACGGGAGCUGAACCAGCAGCAGAAGAUCUAUGGGCAAGCUCUGCAAGAGAAAGUGGCCGAAGUAGAAACUCGGCUGCGGGAACAGCUGUUAGACUCGGAGAGGCGACUGAAUGAUGCUCGGAGGGAGCAUGCCAAGGCUGUGGUGUCCUUGCGCCAGAUCCAGCGCAAAGCCACACGGGAAAAGGAGCGGAACCAGGAACUUAGGCGCCUGCAGGAUGAGGCCCGGAAAGAGGAGGGGCAGCGGCUGACCUGGCGUGUGCAGGAACUGGAGAGGGACAAGAACCUCAUGCUGGCCACCUUGCAGCAGGAGGGUCUCCUCUCCCAUUACAAGCAGCAGCGACUGUUGGCAGUUCUCCCUUCCCUCCCGGAUAAGGAGAAAUGUGUGGAGUCCAGCCCCCGGCCUCCAGGGUCUUCAGCACCUGUGCCUCCAGCAACAGCAGUGUCCACCAGGGAGCCCAUCAAAGGGUCCCUCUCUGUCCUGCUCGAUGACCUGCAGGGCCUGAGUGAGGCCAUUUCUAAAGAGGAAGCUAUUUGUCAAGGAGACAACCAGAACUCUCCUGCUCCAGUCCGCCACUGAGCAGCUAAGCAGCUGGGGCUCGGGGGAAGCCAAUCUGGGGCCAGAGGAUUGUGGAGAAGUGGGGGCAGGGGCCAGCCUGGCCCUCUUCCCCAUCCAGUGGCCGGGCCCCAGGACACCAGCUACCAGGAAGUCCAAAUUCUCCUGCACUGAAUAAAGAUGACUACUGUAGGA
Molecule: messenger RNA, 2553 nt
Organism: Galeopterus variegatus (Sunda flying lemur)
Lineage: Eukaryota; Metazoa; Chordata; Mammalia; Dermoptera; Cynocephalidae
Gene: CCHCR1
Product: coiled-coil alpha-helical rod protein 1
Exons: 17
Coding region: 52-2382 (776 amino acids)
Biological process (GO): cell differentiation; protein export from nucleus
Cellular component (GO): centriole
Source: RefSeq, a predicted model, not a curated record